UACCCUCACGACCUCGUCCACGCCGCCUCCGCACGCCCGCCUCCCGUCUGCCAAGCCUACCCACACCUAUUUCCUUGUUGAAAGAUCGAAGAUGGCAACGAAGGUGUCUCCGACGCACGAUGUGGUGCUCUACUUCCUCGCGAUAUUCAUCCCGCCUGCUGCGGUGUUCUUCAAGCGAGGACUCGCUGCUGAUUUUUGGAUUAACAUCCUGCUCUGGAUCCUCGGCUGGAUCCCUGGGGUGAUCCACGCCUGGUGGAUCAUCUCGCGCAGCGAGGGGGCGAUGUGAUAACCCGGCCCUACUAUACUACUUCAUGACCACGAGCUUUGGGUUCCGUUGCCUUGUUUUGUUGUACUAGCCCACACCCAGGCGUAAUUCAGCUUGUAUCAAUACGCACA
This is a messenger RNA of Trametes versicolor FP-101664 SS1, 396 nucleotides long. Its product is annotated as UPF0057-domain-containing protein. Gene Ontology annotation, cellular component: membrane. The coding region runs from base 92 to 286 and encodes 64 amino acids. Lineage: Eukaryota; Fungi; Basidiomycota; Agaricomycetes; Polyporales; Polyporaceae. The transcript is spliced from 5 exons. The record is from RefSeq and is a predicted model, not a curated record.